AUGAAAUUCGACAAGUUCGCCAAACAGCAAAUGAACACAGAAGACGUUCGUAUCGACACGAGAUUGAACAAGUUUGUUUGGUCAAAGGGAAUCAAGAAUGUGCCUUUCCGUGUGCGUGUCCGCUUGUCACGACGUCGCAAUGAGGAUGAGGAUUCCGUGCACAAGCUCUACACCCUGUGCACCUACGUUCCGUGCACCAACUUCAAAAACCUAACGAACGUGAAUGUUGACAGUGAAGAGUAA
This is a messenger RNA of Ostertagia ostertagi, 243 nucleotides long. NCBI's taxonomy places the organism in Eukaryota, Metazoa, Nematoda, Chromadorea, Rhabditida, Trichostrongylidae. The record is from the annotation of a GenBank genome assembly.